AUGGAAUAUUGCCAAAAGAAACAGGUGCAGCUUGGCCCCAAUCCUCAUUUUGACAACCGCCAUUAUGGACAAAUCACCAGAGAAUUCCUUUCCAGCCCAAAGCCCGCAAAGGUUAUAUCCAAAGGUCAAACCGCUCCGACACUUGCAGCUUUCUUAUACGACUGUAACAACUGGUCCGACCGACUUGUGCAGCUUCAAAGCCCCAGGACACAAGUUCAGUCACCUGCAAGCUUGAUCUUCAUUUUCAUGGGCAACCUCCAGCGUCUUGGCGGCAAGGGACGGGCACAUGUAGCGUCAUUGUCUAAGAGCUUCAUGGUACGGCACAUGUGCCGUUCCUCAAACUAUCCCACUGAGGCUGGAACCGCAGUCUCGACAUUGCAUGCCAAUGACCCCGGAACAACCCCAGAGACCAUCAUCAAUGCUCUAGAGAGAGACGGCGCCUUGAUCAUCAAAGGCAUAGCCUCCAAGUCUCUAUGCGAACAGAUCCGAAGUGAUCUCAAACCCCUCUUUGACUCAGAUGUCAAAGAUGAGUCCGGCUUCUUUCCGCCCACCACCAAGCGAGCAACCGGUUUCUUCGCUACAUCAGACGCAUGUGUCGAACUAGCCCUCAACCCUCUGUUCCAAUCCGUGGCUGAAAGAGUCCUAGGCAGUAAGUAUACGUAUUGGGAAGGUCAAGAGCAAUUGACGGUUUUCGGAAAGCCGUACAUUGCUAGUGCUGUUGGGUUUCGCGUUGAGCCCGGUGGUAAGCAGCAGGCUCUUCAUAGGGAUGAUUCGGAUUAUCACCCUCGGAACUGCGAUAUGCCUGUGAUGCUCGGUUGUGUGACGGCUUUGACCAAGACAACAAAGGAAAACGGUGCGACUAUCGUCAUUCCAAAGAGCCAUCUCUGGGGCCCUGAUAGAUGCCCACUCGACGAGGAGGCUAUCCCCGGAGAGCUGGAAAUUGGCGAUGCCAUGCUCUUCCUGGGCAAUGUUUAUCAUGCAGGUGGAGCCAACAUCACCAAGGACGACGCCCGAGAAACGAUCGGUAUGUUCAUGUGCAAGGGAACACUGAGGCAGGAAGAAAACCAGUAUCUGAGCAUUCCCCCAGAGGUUGCAAAAGCUCGGAGCUUUCCGCCCAAUAUGCUUAGACUGUUGGGGUAUGGCAUGUGUCCGCCGGCUUUGGGCUACUACCAGUAUCAAGAUCCGAUGAAAGUUAUCUUUGGAAUUGAGGAUGAAGAGACUGUUAAAAAGUAG
This is a messenger RNA of Fusarium tjaetaba, 1233 nucleotides long. Its product is annotated as phytanoyl dioxygenase family. The record is from RefSeq and is a predicted model, not a curated record. The transcript is spliced from 6 exons. Bases 1 to 1233 code for a protein of 410 amino acids. Lineage: Eukaryota; Fungi; Ascomycota; Sordariomycetes; Hypocreales; Nectriaceae.